AUGACUAUGGACGAUUUUGAAAUAGAGGAUGAUAAUGAACUAUUCAUGCAUACCUUAGAUACUCUCCCCGAAAAUUGCAAGAAGUACUGGCUGAAGCGUUACAUGCUCUUUAGUAAAUUCGAUGAGGGAGUGUAUAUGACAUCAGAGCUCUGGUAUUCGGUUACACCUGAAGACGUUGCCAUAUUUGUCGCUAAAUUGGUAAAAGAACUAAUUCCAGAAGCAGAACACAUCUUAGAUAUAUGCUGUGGUGGCGGAGGUAACUCUAUUCAGUUUGGAAAAUACUUCAAGUCAGUAGGUGCUAUUGAUAUUAACAAAAAUAAUCUCGCCUGCACAGAGCACAAUGCAUCAAUAUAUGGUGUAAAGGAACACCUUUGGGUAUAUCAAGGAGAUUGGAAUGAAAUGGCUUCUACUAAGAAGUCAGGGGCAGUCAAUAAGUCAUGGAUUCCAAAACUGGUCACUCAUGGAAAAUCAGGGAAGCCAUUCGACUUGGUAUUCACUUCUCCACCUUGGGGUGGCCCACUGUAUAAGGACCAGACCACAUUUGAUCUUUCGAAAAUGGAGCCCUUUUCAGUGAAGGCGUUUGCCAAACAGAUAUUACAAUAUACUGAUAAUUUUAUCAUGUAUUUACCAAGAAAUCUGGAUUUAGAUCAACUUAGGGAGGUUACAUCCGAGCUUAUGGGUUCAAAAGCCAAAUGCAGGAUUCUUUACAUAGAACAGUUUGGGUACUGUGUUGCACUUUUAGCACUUUUCGGGGAGAAAUUAACUACUGGUGAUAUUGACUAUAAAAAUAUUUUCCCCGAAGAUUUGGAAGAGGGUGCUUUAGUUGUUAAAACUCCAGAAGCUGAUGAAUGA
Molecule: messenger RNA, 852 nt
Organism: Dujonia railenensis
Lineage: Eukaryota; Fungi; Ascomycota; Pichiomycetes; Serinales; Debaryomycetaceae
Source: the annotation of a GenBank genome assembly